CUUUACAAUUUUAGAGGUCAGCCAUGGGCGAUGACGGAAUGAGCGCGUCGGAGCUGCGAAGUCGCUACGGCCGUGGUGGUAGCGUGCGCGACUGUGACCUUAGUGCCGCCCAACUGCGUUCCCGCUACGCGAUUGAGAAGAACACGUUUAAAGACCAUCCCACCGACAACAGCGCCCUGAUUGCCGCUGCAGUCGUUGCCUUGCUGAUCAUUGCCGGGGCAGCGUUCUACUUUACACAUGGAUGAUAAACUCUUAUCGAAUGACUCGUUCCUUUCUAUGCUUCGUUGGCUACAUGACCAGAGCAUGAACGACUCACAGUCCAGCGCCAAAAGACGCACGAAUCCGUCCACUAAAUAUUGAUUGUCA
Molecule: messenger RNA, 366 nt
Organism: Aphanomyces invadans
Lineage: Eukaryota; Oomycota; Saprolegniomycetes; Saprolegniales; Verrucalvaceae
Exons: 2
Coding region: 24-245 (73 amino acids)
Source: RefSeq, a predicted model, not a curated record